CGGCCUUUUAUCUCUUUUCUCUCUUUGUCCGCCAAAAGCGAGCCUAAUUAUCCGCUCACCUUUAACCGGCAAUUCGGUUUAAAGUGACUCUCGACCGUCAUCCCCGCUUGAUAGGAGCAUUGGCGAGCAUGUAUAUAGACAAGGCUAACAAUUGGAGCUGAGUAGUUCAAGGUCAUAGUUCCAGCGUAUAGCACAAUGCAUACAGCCAUUUCGGCAACGCCAAUCUUAACGGGCAGAAAGGAACAAGUUGAUGCUAUCCUGAUCCAUGCCGGUCAAUUAUUACUCGCUGGGCCUAAUAGCUCAAUCACAGCAUACAAUCUACCACAGAAAGGCACCACUUCCAUAAACACUGAUGAUGAUCGGUCAAUUGCGUCUUCCUCCUCUAAAACCGUUCAACAAGCACAAUUGAGCAAACCUGCUUGGAUCGCUCGUUUGAACAAAUCAACAAAAUCAAUUGAACAACUCAAAGUGAUCAGAGAAGCAAACGUAUUUGUAAGCCUUUCAGAUCAAACAGUCGCGCUUCAUGAUAUAUUUACCACCCAAGAGACUGGAAAACAGUAUUCUUCUAAAAAGGUAGAUGCAAACACAUCACUCUUGCCAUCGGCACCCCUACUCCCUGCUGAUGCAAGCACAAUUCUGAUACAGACAAAAGGCGCCAUCUCUUUAGCAAUUGAUACAUCAAUUCAACCAACGCCCAACGCAAACAAUGGGACUAGUACAGCGGGUACCCAACGCGGAGGGGCUGGAUAUCGGCAUCAAGCAGGACAAACCACAAUCGGUAGAGCUUAUAGACCAUCGGAUAUGUCUAUGGGACGUACAGGAGGCGCAACCACUACAGCCGCAUUACGAAAUACCAAUAGACCGAUGAGCUUACUAGGAAUGGAAGAAAUGAAGAGGGAAAGAGAGCAAAAACGAAAAUUCAUGACAAUGCAAGCAAGGGCUGGAUUCAUUAGAGAAGAGGAAAAGAAUGCAUCAAUAGAAGGUGGAACGGAAAGCGGGGUAAGCGUGGUAACAACUUUGGCAGUAGGCUGUCGAAGAAAGCUAAUCGUCUUUCGAUGGGUCGAUGGAGCGUUCUGGGAUACGAAAGAGAUUCACCUGCCGCACACACCGCGUACAUUGGCAUUUCCUACACCAGAGAAGCUGUUUAUGGGCUACACAUCCUCGGAAUAUGCAAUUCUUACCAUCCCUUUGGCAGCUACUUCAUCUGUGGCAGAUCUUAUGGAGUCAGGUCCGUCCUUAAAGCCAGUCGAUAUACCCUCUUCCAGCUUAGCCGGUACAAGGGUCGAUCUGUACGAAUGGAAGUUGAAGACACUCGAAAUCCCGCUGGUUGGAACAUUUGAUGGCAGCCCAGGCGAAAGUAACACUGCAUCAGAUCAAGGUGGUAGUGAAGGUGGUCAGAAAUUGACAAGUGCAGCAGCUACAACGGGCUCAGGCAUGACGGCAAUGGCAGGCGCUGCAUUUACAGGAUUGACAGGCUACAUGGGUAUGGCAGGAAAUAAGAACAGACCUUUGGUGCUGCAAAUUGAGGAUGGAGAAGUACUCGUAUGCAGAGAAUCCAUGGGCGUCUUCCUCAACGAAGAAGGAAGACCUACCCGACGUGACGGGAUCGAUUGGACAGUCGUGCCAGAAGAAGUGCUGUACGUCAAGCCAUACGUUCUGUCUAUUCUGCCACCAAGUGCUGGACGACAACUCCCCGCUAAUCCGCUCUUACAAGUUCGAUCAGCAAGCACAUUAGUAGCUGUUCAGACAUUGCCUUUUCCUCCUGCAACGGAGGUAUCUGCAUUUGCGGUUAAGGCUGGCAAUUAUCCUUCCGUACGUCACUUAACUUCUUCGACUGGAAACAAACCGCCAUUGUACGUCAAAGUUACACCGACUGAGCGAGGCGCAUUGGAAAAAGAUGGAUCAUCAAUCUGGUGUCUUGAGAUGAAGAGUUGGGGCAAACAAGUUGAUGAAUUAGUGGAAGCAGGAGAGUUUCAAGAAGCUUUGGCUUUGCUCAAUUCUGUUGAUGAAGUUUUGUUGGAAGAUAAACAGGAAAGGCGAGUAUACAUUGAAUCGUUGUAUGCUGUCUCCCUUUUCUCUAAAGGACAGUAUAGUGAAGCGAUUGAUCACUUUUUGGAACUUGAUACCAAUCCAGCUCGUGUAAUUGCCUUGUAUCCGGCUUUUAUUUCGGGUCCAUUAGCUAAAGACAGAUCUCAGUGGCUUGAAAUGUUUGGCGCAAAGAAGAAGAAGGCCAAAAGAAGCGAAUCAUCCACGACCGAUCAAGGUAAUGACACUUCGGACAGUAUGUCUAUUCGAUCCGGCAAAUCACUUGCUACAGGACUCAAUAUUCCUCGUGAACAGUCAAGAUUGCGAGGAUUGUGGGGAAGACGUCCACAGAGUAUGGUUGGCGAACCAGAGGGAUUCACUCCUGGAACGAGUCCUGCCAAAGGCGCAUCGUUGAAGGCCAAUGCAACUAUAACAUCAACAUCCCCUCUGUCUGCCGCUGCGCCGAUCGAAGCGAAAGUGACGACCGAUCAGCCUUCUUCGGAGAUCCCUGCGGAGAAGCAAGAUGUCCCUGUUCUACCUGCUGAACCAAAGGCGAUGCCUUUACCUUCGGAAGAUGAGAGAAAGGCUAUCGACGCUUUAGGAAGCUUCUUGGCGGAUCGUCGAAGAAUCUUUAAGCCAAUCUUGGAACAACAACCAUCAUCGCAUAGUAUUACAAUGUCACAACUUCGUCAUGAUCCAGAAUGGCUUUUGGCUUUACCUUCACAGCCAUUAUCAUCUUUGGAUCUUGAGCAGCUAACAGCAGUUGCACAAACAGUCGAUACAGCUUUGUUCAAGACGUUUCUGGCUACUAAGCCUGGUUUGCUUGGACCGUUGUGUAGAUUGGAGAAUUGGUGUGAGGUUGAUCAAGUGGAACAGCUUUUGAUGGGACGAGAGAAAUACUCGGAAUUGAUUGCUCUUUAUGGCGGAAAAGAGAUGCAUGACAAAGCUUUACAAUUAUUACGCAAGAUGAGCGAAGAUGUUGAAGAUGUGGAAGAUAAAGUGGAGCCAACGGUACGCUAUCUGCAAAAUUUAGGUCCAGACUACAUCGAUCUCAUUUUGCGCACUUCGCAUUGGGUUCUAUCCAUGGACGAAGGCUGGGGUAUGGAUAUCAUUACUGGAGAUACGGGCAAAGUGUCACUGUGGCCGCGAUUUGCAAUCGUGAAGGAUCUGGAAUCGUUUGAUGAACGUAUUUGCAUCUUAUAUUUGCAACAUCUUAUCCGUGAACUUGGAGAUGGUGAUCCGAGCUUGCAUGAAAAGCUGGCUUUCCUACUUCUACAUCGUGCAGAGACCAUCAAGACUGAAAGUGGAAAUGAUGAAGAAACUUUGGAGAAUCGCAAGAGAGCAUUGGCAGAUCUAUUGGAACAUCUAGAAUCAUCACAUCAAUAUCGUGCAGAACGUGUAUUGAAUCGUGUUCCCACCGAAGAGCGGGACUUCUAUGAUGUUCGAGCUUUAUUAUUAGGACGUAUUGGACAAGAUGAGGCUGCUUUACGUAUUUAUGUCGAUAAGUUGGGCGAUCAUUCGAAGGCGGAAGAAUAUUGCAAACGUGUCGUUGCACAGAAUUCCAACUCGAAUGCAUUCCUCACUCUUUUGCGGAUCUAUUUGCGACCGAAACAAGCUGGCAGGAGAGGCGUGCCUCCCAGUAAACAAGCUGAUGCGGUUACGGCUGAAAUGCAAUUAGAACCAGCUUUACGAAUCAUAAGUCGAUAUGGAGCAAAGAUUGAUGCGAAAGCAGCAUUAGAUCUUUUACCUUCAAUCGUUCCACUUUCUGCCGUUGAAUCAUUCGCAAAUAAAGCAUUACGUCAAACAUAUGCACAAAAGAAUGAAGAAAUGAUUUUAUCAAAAAUUGCAAAAGAACGUUUAUUGCAAGUUGAUGAAAGUUUGAUGACGUUACAUAGAAGAAGAGUCAAAGUGACUGAAACUAGAACGUGUCCAAGAUGUAUGAAACGAUUGGGCAAUAGUGUGAUCGCAGUGACUACUGAUGGCUCUGUGUUACAUUACGGUUGCUCAAAGUUCUCCAAUUAAAGAAGGUCAUAGACAAUUCCUGUAUAAUAGCAUAACUCUUACACAUAUCUUAUACCUUUUCAGUUGAUUAGACUUGGCUGUGG
Messenger RNA from Meira miltonrushii, 4130 nucleotides. RefSeq lists its product as uncharacterized. The transcript has a single exon. Gene Ontology annotation, biological process: vesicle-mediated transport; endosomal vesicle fusion; intracellular protein transport. Bases 196 to 4047 code for a protein of 1283 amino acids. The record is from RefSeq and is a predicted model, not a curated record. Gene Ontology annotation, cellular component: cytoplasm; fungal-type vacuole membrane. NCBI's taxonomy places the organism in Eukaryota, Fungi, Basidiomycota, Exobasidiomycetes, Exobasidiales, Brachybasidiaceae.